Molecule: messenger RNA, 1191 nt
Organism: Temnothorax curvispinosus
Lineage: Eukaryota; Metazoa; Arthropoda; Insecta; Hymenoptera; Formicidae
Product: glutathione S-transferase-like
Exons: 4
Coding region: 60-875 (271 amino acids)
Biological process (GO): glutathione metabolic process
Molecular function (GO): glutathione transferase activity
Source: RefSeq, a predicted model, not a curated record
AAAAUUGUCUCAACGAAUGUCAACGAACGUCAAAAGUCGUGGCUCGAUAUAGGUUUACUAUGUUUGCAAGCAAAUUAACUUUGUCGAUCUUACGAUCAGCUAAAUGUAAUUUGACAAGUAUUCGGCAAAUGAGUGCUGCAAUUAAUACCGACUGCGUAAAAUCUCUAUUGUACAAAGAAUACGGCGAACCUGUUGAAAUUCUUCAAGUAAUGACGCAAACGAUGGAACAACCAGCGGGCGAUCAAGUAUCUGUAAAAUGCAUGCCUUCCUACAAGCUGAUUUAUUUUCCCGUCACAGCAUUGGGCGAGCCAAUUCGAUUCCUAUUCAGUUAUGCUGGCAUCAAAUUUGUGGAUGAACGUUUCAAUGAGGAAGAUUGGCCAAAACUAAAACUCACUAUGCCAUUCGGCAAGGUGCCCGUGCUUGAAGUAGACGGAAAGAAGAUCGAUCAGUCCGUAGCUAUUUGCCGUUACUUAGCGAAGCAAUGUGGUCUUGCCGGAAAAAACAAUUGGGAGUCUCUAGAAAUCGAUGCGACCGUUGACACCAUACACGAUUUACGUGCCAAUAUCGCUGGUUUCCACUAUGAAAGUAACAAACAAGCUAAAGAAGAGAAACUUAAAGCUGCCAAAGAGACGGUGCCGUAUUAUUUGGAGCGUUUGGACGCUCAGGUGAAGAAGAAUGGCGGUUACUUUGUCGGCGGUACUCUGACGUGGGCCGAUCUCACUUUCGUCGGUCUUUUGGACUACUUGAACCACAUGAUGAAUGAGGAAAUCGUCGAGAAGUAUGAGAACCUGAAACAACUACAAAAGAAGGUUGAGGAAUUACCGACUAUCAAGAGCUGGAUCAAGAAACGUCCGUCGACUAUGUAUCAGAAUUAAUUUGGAUAGUUUCAUAAAGUAAUGAUUUAUUUUUCGACAAAAUUAUUAUUAUUAUUAUUUGUUGACGUUUGAUUUAAAUAAAGUAUUGAUAUUCUCUUUUCGGAAAAUCAAGUUUAUAUUCAUGUACGGCAAGCAUGUAUAAGAGAUUCAGGAAAUACGCAUUGGAGAUACAAGUGUAUAUUUUAUCAAUCGUUGAAGGCUUGUUGCAUGUAUCGUCACAUGAGAAAAAUUUUAUUAUGCUGUAUCUAAUUAAAGCUUGAACUAUUCUUUUUAUUGUGUAAUUUUGUACCUCAAUAAAUCGCUACUUUUAUAAUUA